Molecule: messenger RNA, 707 nt
Organism: Melanotaenia boesemani (Boeseman's rainbowfish)
Lineage: Eukaryota; Metazoa; Chordata; Actinopteri; Atheriniformes; Melanotaeniidae
Product: N-lysine methyltransferase KMT5A-like
Exons: 3
Coding region: 51-644 (197 amino acids)
Molecular function (GO): protein binding
Source: RefSeq, a predicted model, not a curated record
UCUGUGCUGACAGGGUUCUGUAUGACAAGUGGAGAGCUCUGCAGUUCAAGAUGAGGGAGAAACAUCUGCUGGCAAAAUGGACAAGGCGCCCCCCCACCAUCCCAAAGAUCGACAGCGUUAUCCAAAAAGAACGGUGGUAUUCCAACUGCCCAACAGCUCAGGCCAUCAUGAGCAAGUGGAGUCCACCGAAGAAGGAGGAAGUGGAGUCCAGCGUCUCACUCAUGAAGCUGGUUCACACGCAGAAGUGGAAACAUCUGGCUGUUGUUGAACCAUCGCCAUGGGCUGGCGAGGGGAAAGGAGUGGUAACCACGAAACGCUUCCCGAAGAACUCCAUCUUGUGUGAUUAUCAUGGAGAGCUCAUCACAGGGGCAGAGGGGAGAAGAAGGAUGGCCAACAGAAGUAGUGACACAGAUUAUUCCUUCUUCUUUAAGGCUGGCUCUAAGGAACUCUGUGUUGAUGCCCACAACGUCCCAUGCUCGUGCCACCCUCACAUGGAGACUUUUGGGAGGAUUAUCAAUCACUCCAAAUGGGACACAAACAUAAGGCCUGAAAUCUGCUUAAUGCAGUUUCCCGAAGGAUCACAACACAUCAUCUUUUUCAGAGCAAUGAAGGAUCUGGAAGUAAACGAGGAACUACUUUUUUGACUAUGGGAUGAGGAAAAAAAUCCUUCAGGUGGGGAAUUCAACAGUUCAACCUUCAAUAAACAA